AUGGCGUCGCUGCUUGCCGGAGCGAAAGAUUUGGCCUACAAUCCAGAUCACACACGAUGGAUGAUACCGCUGUUACUCGUCGCCGACGCCGCGUUGAGCGGCGUGAUUAUUGAGAAAAUUCCAUAUACAGAGAUAGACUGGUCGACAUAUAUGGAGCAAAUCUCCAUCUACCUCAAGGGCCAGCGCGACUACAAGCUUAUUUCCGGGUCGACAGGCCCGCUUGUGUAUCCCGGCGCUCAUGUAUGGAUUUACAAGCAGCUGUACAAGUGGACCGAUGAAGGGAGAAACAUUCCGCGUGCGCAGUACAUUUUUGCCGUUGUCUAUCUGUUGACGCUCGGUGUUGUGUUUCAAUGCUACCGGAGAGCUAGGGUACCACCAUACAUCUUUCCACUAUUGAUCUUGUCCAAGCGGCUGCAUAGCAUCUUCAUGCUACGCUGUUUCAACGACUGCUUUGCUGUUUUGUUCUUCUGGCUGGCCAUGUAUUGCUACCAACGCGAUCAAUGGCAUCUGGGAAGUGCGCUCUACACGACAGGACUGAACGUCAAAAUGAGCCUGCUUCUGCCAUUGCCGGCAAUGGGAGUUGUCAUGGUGAUGAAGCUGGGCGGACGAGAGGCGCUGACGCAAGCUAUGAUCAUUGUUCAGGUCUCGCUUUUAUACGGCUAUCCCUUCAGAAAACAGGCACCCAGUUACUUUGCUCGCGCGUUUGAAUUCAGCCGGGCCUUCCUCUACAAAUGGACGGUAAACUGGCGCUUCGUUCCGGAAGAGACUUUUCUUUCUCGACGUUUUGCCCUCGGUCUGCUCGCCCUGCACGCUGCCCUUUUGCUCUGGUAUGCACGCACCCGCUGGAUCAAGCCAUCUAAACGCAAUGCCCGGGAAUUCCUCAAGCUCUGCAUCCCAGCCAUCGAGCCCAGAGACCAGGACAUCAUGUCCAGCAAAAUCACGCCAGACUUCAUCAUGACCACCCUUCUGACCUGCAUGGCGAUUGGCAUGCUGUGCGCAAGGAGCCUGCACUACCAGUUCUACGCCUACAUUGCAUGGACCACGCCCUUUUUGCUGUGGAAAGCAGGAUUCAAUCCAGUCAUUGUGUAUGCGCUAUGGGGGGCUCAGGAGUGGGCGUGGAACGUGUAUCCGAGCACUCCGGCAAGCUCGGGGACGGUAGUGGGAGUUUUGGCGGUGGCGCUCAUGGGCGUAUGGUGGGGGACGAGGAACGAGUACGUGGGUGUGACCAAGGGCGUCAUUGAGGACGACCACCCACACAAGGAAUGA
Messenger RNA from Exserohilum turcica Et28A, 1266 nucleotides. RefSeq names its product glycosyltransferase family 58 protein. Gene Ontology annotation, molecular function: dol-P-Man:Man(5)GlcNAc(2)-PP-Dol alpha-1,3-mannosyltransferase activity. Lineage: Eukaryota; Fungi; Ascomycota; Dothideomycetes; Pleosporales; Pleosporaceae. The transcript is spliced from 4 exons. Gene Ontology annotation, cellular component: endoplasmic reticulum. Bases 1 to 1266 code for a protein of 421 amino acids. The record is from RefSeq and is a predicted model, not a curated record.